Molecule: messenger RNA, 1620 nt
Organism: Clavispora lusitaniae ATCC 42720
Lineage: Eukaryota; Fungi; Ascomycota; Pichiomycetes; Serinales; Metschnikowiaceae
Source: RefSeq, a predicted model, not a curated record
AUGAGUGAAGAGAAAAAAAUCGGAGUGACUCAUUCGAUACGUGAGAAGCUAAAUUUUCUCGACGAGCGGCUCUGGAAACGGUUUCUGGCCCGUCGCUUGGAACUAAUAGACACUCUAGAUUUGAGUUCGAGGAAAGCCAGUGAGCAAGAGGACGAAAUCAAAAAAGUCGCCGAGAUUCUCCGGCUCGAAUUCAAAUACGGGCCUGAGUACUUCCCAGACUUCGAUAAGCUAGUGCGGGCAGCAGUACAGAGUGUUCGCCGGAACAGAAAAAGAUCAACGAAAAACCGCAAGGGUAAUGCAAAGAAGAGACGCCUAUCACAAGAAGAGCUGAGCCGGGCAGAGCUGUCGCGUGACGGAAGCGUGGGCGAAGUGUCUGGGAGCGAACGAAAUCACUUUUUGGCCGAAAUUGCUCGGAUCCAAGACGGCCAUGAUUCCGUAUACGAUAUGAACUACCCUAGGACACGCAUUUUCACGAAGCAAGACCAGACGCGGGCGGCCAUUGACUCAAUUAUUCAGCCGGUGAAAGUUGAGUCGAGGACGCCACAUUAUGGCAGUGUUCUUCUUCCGCCUAUAACCACCAUGCCGUUGAGCCAACAACAAACGGAAAACGAAAAGGAGCUCCAGACAAACCGCAUGUCCCUUCUCCUUAUGAUGAAGCGCCUGAAGCUGUGUUUGCAACUCACCAAUGUUCCUAAUAGUACCUUCGUGCAUCUUGUGGGUCAGUCUGCUAUAAAGUCCAUCUCAGCCUUGGUUUUUGAAAGGCUGUUCUCCACCCUAAACCAGACUUCGGUCGAUUACUUGCAAGAGAAAAUGUCGCUGCUGGCAUUUUUGGCCAACUUCUAUCGGAGCCUAGAACCGGAAUCGCCUGCUUGCCAAGCUUUGGACGAUGAUACGGCCACAACGACUUUUCUAAAUUUGAUUGGCUGUUGUAUCAAAGAUUUUGGCUUUGACAGAGUAUUGUAUCAACUCGGAGAAGCUUUCUACCGCAGCAUUUUGCUUGAGUACCCGUUGGUGCUGAAGUCAUCUCGUCCUUUUCUACGAACCGAAGUCGAGUCGGAGAAUAUUGGUGAAUCACAACAACCGCCUAACUUUUCUGCUUCGCUCAGUAAUUUGGCUAGUGUCGCUACAGAGCUUCGGACACAUUCCACAAGUGAGAAUAUACCCGAGCUUCAGCGAGAGGAGAAGAAACACGUGGUUCUUCGAUUCCUUUCGUCUACACUCGAGUUCACAUACCCCAUGAAGAAUUCUGCUCCACCCCGGCUUGUUGAAAUUAUGGAAAAUGCAAAACAAGCCUUCAAACUUAACGAUAACCAGAUAUACAGUUUGCGCAACACAAAGACUGGUGCUUUGGUCAGUUCAGAUUUCGACUUGGAAAAAAUAUUCGGUGGAGAGUCCAGUAUAAGCUUGGAAAUCUUCACGCAGCGGUUCCAAGCCAUUCCGAUUUACGAGCUCACUUCAGCAGUGACGUCCAACAAAUAUAAUGACGACUCGCCGAAAAUAAUACUACCACCUCCUCUCAAGCAUACGGCACCUCCCAUCCUCUCUGCUUCCAUGCAAAGAGCGCCGACAAAUUACCGGGCCCGGGCACCCAUCUUGCCCAAGUUCCAACCGCUUCUCUAA